Messenger RNA from Trachemys scripta elegans, 1166 nucleotides. RefSeq names its product Ras suppressor protein 1 (gene RSU1). NCBI's taxonomy places the organism in Eukaryota, Metazoa, Chordata, Testudines, Emydidae. Gene Ontology annotation, molecular function: protein binding. The transcript has 9 exons. The record is from RefSeq and is a predicted model, not a curated record. Bases 156 to 989 code for a protein of 277 amino acids.
CCGGGGGCUAGUGCGCCUGCGUGCGCGGAGCGUGCGCUUGGGGGCGGGGGAGUGGGCGGUAUCUUAGCAGGGCGUGUCCCGGGCAGUGAGUGUCCCUGCCGACUCCGCGUUCUCCUGCCCGCGCCGCACGGCCCCGCCCGCAGCACCCACCGGCCAUGUCCAAGUCCCUGAAGAAGAUCGUGGAGGAGAGUAGGGAGAAGAACCAGCCCGAGGUGGACAUGUGUGACCGGGGCAUCUCUAACAUGCUGGACGUCUCUGGCCUGUUCACUCUGUCCCACAUCACACAGCUGGUUCUCAGUCACAACAAGCUCACAACUGUGCCACCAAACAUUGCAGAUCUGAAGAAUUUAGAAGUGCUUAACUUUUUCAACAACCAGAUUGAGGAGCUGCCUACGCAGAUAAGCAGCCUUCAGAAGCUCAAACACCUGAACCUUGGCAUGAACAGGUUAAAUACCUUGCCUAGAGGAUUUGGAUCUUUACCAGCUCUGGAGGUUCUUGACUUGACUUAUAACAACUUAAAUGAAAAUUCCCUGUCUGGAAACUUCUUCUAUCUGACCACCCUGCGUGCACUCUAUCUAAGUGACAACGAUUUUGAAAUCCUGCCGCCAGAUAUUGGGAAGCUCACAAAGUUGCAGAUACUGAGCCUUAGGGACAAUGACCUGAUAUCACUGCCUAAAGAAAUUGGUGAACUCACUCAACUUAAGGAACUUCAUAUCCAGGGAAACCGUCUUACAGUGCUGCCCCCAGAACUAGGUAAUUUGGAUUUGACUGGUCAAAAGCAAGUCUUCAAAGCAGAGAAUAAUCCCUGGGUUACCCCUAUAGCAGAUCAGUUCCAGCUGGGAGUGUCUCAUGUUUUUGAAUAUAUUCGUUCAGAAACAUAUAAGUAUCUCUAUGGCAGACACAUGCAGGCAAACCCCGAACCUCCAAAGAAGAACAAUGAUAAGUCAAAGAAGAUCAGUCGUAAACCUCUGGCAGCAAAGAACAAAUAAGUCACUGGCAUGUGCCAGCGUUUUUAAGGCUUUUUUUCUUCUUUUUUUCCUGCAUGUGCCUAAAAUAUUUCUAAAUGUUUACUGAAGAAAUGCUGUUACUCAUUUUAUAAGAAAGCAAAGACUCUCUUCAAUCAACACCAAUCUGCCAAAUGCACUGCUUUUAAGACCUUGCUUAAG